Sclerotinia sclerotiorum 1980 UF-70 is the source of this 156-nucleotide messenger RNA. RefSeq lists its product with no specific name. The transcript is spliced from 3 exons. Bases 1 to 156 code for a protein of 51 amino acids. The record is from RefSeq and is a predicted model, not a curated record. NCBI's taxonomy places the organism in Eukaryota, Fungi, Ascomycota, Leotiomycetes, Helotiales, Sclerotiniaceae.
AUGCAGAGCUGUAUUAGUGACGAUAUUGCUAUUUUGGGGGUUGAGAUGUAUGGAAAAGGUACAUGGAGUGGAAAUUGGAGGGACAUGAAGGACGGUUCACCUCAUCAUGUAAACAUAAAAUCAAGUGGAUAUGUAGCACUUUAUAUUAUAAAAUGA